Messenger RNA from Vollenhovia emeryi, 2654 nucleotides. RefSeq lists its product as uncharacterized. The coding region runs from base 42 to 1757 and encodes 571 amino acids. Lineage: Eukaryota; Metazoa; Arthropoda; Insecta; Hymenoptera; Formicidae. The transcript is spliced from 6 exons. The record is from RefSeq and is a predicted model, not a curated record.
AAGUGACUGGACACCUGUACGGCCGCUCCAGGUUGAAUUCUAUGACGACAAGAGGAGCGGUAUGCCUGCUCCUGACGAUCCUGACGUUAGGAGGCACGCAGGGUAGCACGAGGUAUUUCGUGAAAAUGCGAACGAACGCGUCCGAGAUGUUUAGAACGAAAGCGGACAACUUGAGGAUUCUUCAGGAUCCGAUAGCGAUCACGCCGAAUCCUCUGUACGACAACGCGGGAAACGAGCACGACGACGGGCGGAUGACCAAGGAGAUAUCGAGCGAUCAGUACAAUCGAAGAAACUCCUUUGUCGAGUCGUCGACCUUCAAUCCGGACGUGCUCAACAAGUUCCUCGAGGAAUACGCGAGCAAAGUUAAAAGCACCACCGAGAGGAAUUUCAAGUAUCCCUUCAGAAUCGUGAAACCGCCCGCGGAGCCUCUUGUUCUCGAGAUCGACAGCGAGACCACCGAGACCACGACACUCCACGAACAGGACGAGAAAUUUGAUCAGAUCUCAAAUGCCACUUCACCGGAGGAUGCGCUGAGCGAGGCGCUAAACGACACCUUGAAGAGAAAUAAAUACUACGGCACGAACACUUACGAGGACAGAAACGGCUGGGUGACGUUGGAAGCAAUUCCGUGGUCUAAGAGCAAAAUUUCCAAGUGGCAGGCCAAUCCCAGCACGCAACGACCUUGGCCGGAGAUAAAGCCAUGGGAUAAACCGAGCAUGAAACCAUGGGCCAGCGAUUUUACCAUCAGACCCACUUAUGAAAACAACAAACCGUGGUACGACAAACCGAAACCCAAUUGGCCCGACAACAACGAGAAGCCGUGGCAGAAACCAAUUUCGCGUCCCCCUUACCGCCCUGAGGACGCGUCUAAUCAGGCGCAGAAGUGGCCGCCGGAGAGACCGUCCUGGAACAAGUACGACCCUCACCGUCCCCCCAGCAGCGAUAUCAUCACGGACGACAGGCCGGCGAAUUUCCCCAGCACUUGGUCCAGACCGCAGACCUCCUCGUAUCAGUUUAUCGAUAGAUAUUCGGAGAAGGACCAGUCGGGUGACGGGAGUAAUUGGCACGAUUACCCGUCCAGAUACGAUCAAGAUCGACCCCGGCCCACCAUGAUCACCGAGAGGCCGAAUUUCUCGCAUUAUCAAUACGUGGACAAUCAUCCACCGAGUCACCCGGCGAGCGGUGACGGCCAAUGGGUCCUCUUGUCGACGAACCGGGGAUAUUCCAAGUCGCGGCAGAGAUCAAUCAAGGUCGACGCGAUCAAUUCAGCAGAGCCGUUUAAGAGGAUCAAUACUACAAAUCGCGAGAACGGGGAUAGGCAAGAAGACGAAGACCCUCCGAUAGCGGUGAUGACAUCGAAACGCCAGGUCAGGUUGACGGUGUUGCCAUCGAUCAACGGCACAAACACGACGACGUCCCACGGAGGCCUUCUGGAAGUCGAAAAGACGUUCAAGAGCGUCGAGCAGAGCCGCAAGGAGUACGAGAUGGAGAAGCUGACGGCCGUACCGCAAAUCCUGAAGAAAAGACCGAUCAGGCACACAACCCUGAGCACGCAACCGUCGAGUUCGGCCGUUCUAGCGGCCGUCGGGGCAGGUAUGCUUCCGGCGACAAUGGCGAUGAUGAUACCGAUGAUGCUGGGUCGUCGAAGGAGAGACCUGAGACUGAUGGAACCCACCCUGAACAACGAUCUCGAAGUGGAUCUGCAUAAGCUCACGAGGGAGUAUAACGUUCAACUAAGGAGACCGAUAGGACCGUAGAAAAUAAGGUAGCAGAAUUCGUUCGGGGAAAAAGAAAAACUCAUUAGGCUGGCGAACGACAGGAAACGCGGUGCACGACACAGUGCGAAUUAUGUUGAGACACAGGAUAAAACAUUGAGAGCCCAGAAACGGAAAUGGUUUACCCGGAAAUUGCUUUCGCGCCGACUACUCGUUUGUUCCGUAUCAUUGAAUUGAACGACCAAACGGUACAUUAUAUACGGCAUGGCAGUAUUAUUGGUACAUUUAUAUACAAUGUUCCGCGUAUUGGCAGUAUUAUUGGAACACUCAUAUCUUCUCGUAUUUUUACAGUGUCUCUCAAGUCCAUUGAAAAAUCAUUUUUAAAUUAGACAGAGUCUACAUCUCAAUCGCACGUGGGUCCGAAGUCAAGUGAUGUACUUCGCGAACUACUUUCCACGAUAUUGCAUUGUAUUAAUCAGUUAGGCUAUAGACAGCGCAUCAAUAUCGAAUGUGUCUCUGAAUAAUCAAUGUAGCCCUAUUCGUACAGGCGAGUGUAUAAGCACGAUCGAUUUAGAAUCACCUGUUGCUGUUCUGGUGGUCGCUGAGUAAAGCGCAAAGUUAAGGGUAAAAAGUUCGUCAUAAUUACGUGAAACAAAAACCACUUUCCCAGCGCUACUUCGCUAUUUUCCUCGUCGCUUUGAAUUACCGCAUUUAAAUUGUUGACACGGCGCUUGGAUUGUAUAAAAGGAAACGUAAUACGACUUUUAUCGCCAUCCGCAUGAAUAUUUAUUAUCUGUAUUUUACGCUUGACCAAACGGUCGGCGGCGAAUGUAAAUUUAUUCCGCGACGCAACAAGUGCUUUGUCUACAACAAAUUAUGCCAUAUUCGGGUUCGUUUACGACCCGACGGUAUUAAUUUCAGACGUUCGGUUUUUCUCCC